Durusdinium trenchii is the source of this 1070-nucleotide messenger RNA. The record is from the annotation of a GenBank genome assembly. Lineage: Eukaryota; Dinophyceae; Suessiales; Symbiodiniaceae.
GAAACAACUUCAUGUCGCCGGAGUGUCCAAUGCUCACGACCCCAUGGCUGUGACUAGCUGGUGGGCGACGAGUACCUCUGCACCGCGCCGGCAUGGCACCAUUACAGUGCGUGAGGUCACCUGCGGCGUGGACGUGGGGAAGGUGGGCUUUGGGGUUGCUUCCUUGCCACCUCAGCCAGUGGUCCUGAAGAAGGUGACGGCCAACAGCUGGGCCUCACAACAAGACCUCAGCACGGGCGACGUGCUACUGGAGCUGAACGGCGUGCAGAUGAGUGAGCUGUCAACGCAGCAAUUCCUCAACCUCAUGCAGACUCGGCCCUUAUGCUUCAAGUUUAUCAUCAAUCCACUGAAGUCCUCGCGCGUUCGGAUGCGCGAGGAUGAGGGCACGAGCGUGGCGUCCAGCCGAUCACCUUCGGCGUCGAGCAGCGUGCAGGACGAGAAGGAGGACGAGGACUUGCAGGCGACAUCAAGACAUAGCCUUUCAGAUUGGUACGCGCAAGAGGAUGGACCCUCACCCCGGAAGGCCUCUGCAUUGACCACUUGGUUCCUUGACGGCGCUGAGUUGCCGGACACCGGCUCGCGCCUCACGGCCCGGCAUCGGCUGUCGGGUUCGGCCGAGUCAGGGGCACCGGAGUCGGAGCUCGGCGCGUUGCUGCACGCGGCGCUGGAGAAGGAGGACUUGGAGUCCUUACUGCAGGUCAUUGUCAAGGCACAAGCUGAAGGCAUCAUGGCCGAUCUGGUGGAAGUGGCACGGUGUAAGGCCUCGUCCUUGCAGAUCCUCGGUGAGACGAUCGAACCGGAGUCGAAUUGCACAGUUGGCUAUGGCCGCUGCCUUCUAAGCCCGCGCACGCGAGCAUCGUGAGCGGCCCUUUCCAACGAGAGCGAGCCACGGUGUGCAGCAGCCAUGGGCCACCAACCCAUGAGACUUGGUAGUCUCCUGACGAUUCACAUGGAACUGGAAAGAGACCCAGGGCAGUCGAUUUUCCAUUUGACCCUGUGGUUCGAAAAGGUUCCAUGGGAAUCUCACGGUGUAGUUUUACAGAGGUUGUGACAGGUCCCUCUGAGAAUGG